AAUUCAUAAUGUCAUAAACUAUGCUAUUGUCUAAGUGAAUCAUACAGAAUUAUUAUUUUCAUACAUAUUUUAUUUUGUUAAAUCAUUAUCAGAAUUCAUAUCAUUCACCACCCGACCAAACGUAAAAGUUCGAAAUUUUACUCAUAUCAAUUAGCUUGCUCUCUUUCUAUCUUUAAUAUCAUUUACUUCUCAACUCUUGCCACACGAUACUAAAUCGAACCCAAGCCAAUUACUGCCAACUAGAUUACUCCUGAACUGAUAAGUAGGCACCACAGAAUGGUAGGCACGUUCAAGCAAACUGCAUAAUUUAAUUUCGAAGCUCAAUGCAUCCCUUGUUAUCUGAUAUUGUGAAAUUCCAUGGGUGGUGAUGGUGGUUACAUUGAAUCAGGUUAGGUUUUUACAUUAAACACAUACAAUUAAUAUAACUUCAAAUACAAUGGAAGAAUUAGAAGGCUGGGAAGAAUUAUCAAACAUAUCACCAGAUCCACCGGAUAUGCGUGAUAUAUGUAAAGAGUGCGAGAGGCCUUCAGCUGUGUGCUGGUGCACAGCUCUACCACCACACAGACUUAAACCUCUUAGCACAGUCAUACUUUUACAACACCCUGCAGAAGAAAAAAGGUCUUUGCGCACAGCUCCUAUGCUAAAACUUGGUUUAGAUAAUGAUAAGUGUCUUAUAUAUAGGGGAAAGAAGUUUCCUCAGUCUAAGCAUGAAAAUUUAGAAAAAAUAUUACUUCAAGAAAACACUGUCCUUUUAUACCCAAGUAAAACAUCCAUCAAUAUUAAAGACUUGCCUAAAAGUGAUGUGAAAAGUUACAAUUUAGUUAUCAUUGAUGGAACAUGGCCACAAGCUAAGGCUAUAUAUGCCUCAAGUCCAAUACUCCAUUCAAUUAAACAAGUAAAACUUAUUACUACUAAUGUUAGCAAUUAUAUUAUAAGAACGCAACCUACAGAAGGCUGUUUGAGUACACUUGAAACAGCUGCAGAGGCAUUAUCACAGUUAGAAAAUAAUAAUAUUUAUAGUGAACUGUUAAUAGAACCUCUGCAUAUGCUGUGCAAAUUUCAGUUAGAAAAUGGAGCAGUAACGCAUCAAUCAAAGGAGUUCUUGUUAAAAACUAGGACAUACCCUAAAUUAAUUGGCAAAAGACUGUCAAAGCUGUUAAGACAAACAGAAACAGAUUUAUUGAGUGUUAAUAAAACUUGACUGCAUAUUUUUUUGUUAUAACUUGCUUACAAAUUAAUUUCUUUGAUAUUAGUUUAUAUUUAAAACUGUAGGUUAAAAUAAAAGUUUUAUUUAUACAUGUCCAUCGUUGCAAAAUUUUGUGCUUUUUUUCUCUAUAUAACUUAUUAUAGUAGUCUAUAUAUAUAAUCAAAAUGGUUUUGUUUGAGGCUCAAUCACACCUAAACAAAUGAUCGUAUUGAAAUGAAACUACCACUAAUCAAUGCUAAAUUUAUCCUAGAUGGUUUCUGGCUAUUUUUCGAAUUCCAAAGAUCCUUUCUUUUAAAAUUUAACCAUCAAAAUGGGCGGGAACGGCUAGUUUUAUAUAAUUGUUAAAAAUUAACUUUAUUACAUAGGUACAUACUACAAAUUCAAUUCUUAAUUAAUUGAAAAUUUAUACUUUGUACUAAUUUAAUAUUUCUAGUAAAAUUGUAUAUUAUGUUGUAAAAUUUUAGUAUUUGGUUUGAAGCAGUGAAAAAUAUCUUUGUACAAUCUAUGUAGUUUGGCCACAGGCCAUCCAUAUUUUUUCUAAUGCCACAAUAAGUUGUAAUAGAAAUAAGAAUAAUAUAAAAAUAUAUCUAUUUUUAAAGA
Leptidea sinapis is the source of this 1807-nucleotide messenger RNA. It is a transcript of the gene Dtwd2, whose product is annotated as tRNA-uridine aminocarboxypropyltransferase 2. Bases 437 to 1201 code for a protein of 254 amino acids. Lineage: Eukaryota; Metazoa; Arthropoda; Insecta; Lepidoptera; Pieridae. The record is from RefSeq and is a predicted model, not a curated record. The transcript has 3 exons.